CAUGGUGACUGACACGGUCUCCCAUGGUGACUGACAUUGACAUAUAGGCGCUCCAUUCGGUGCUAGUCCAUAAACAAGCAGUCUGAUGCUACAAUACCCGUUCAUAAAACACUAAAUUAAUAGCGCUUGAUGUAGACAGUCGGAUUGACGGAUUUGAGUGCGACAUUAAAAGUGAAAGCACCAGGAUUCUCCCGUCAGAUAUAUUUGGCUGUCAGAAGUCAAACUGGCUGAGAUGGAUGAGCAGAGUGUUGAGAGCAUUGCGGAAGUCUUCCGAUGCUUCAUUUGCAUGGAAAAGCUGCGCGAUGCCCGUCUCUGCCCUCAUUGUUCCAAACUCUGCUGUUUCAGCUGCAUACGGCGAUGGCUGACUGAACAGAGAGCUCAGUGUCCCCACUGUCGAGCUCCGCUUCAGCUGAGGGAACUGGUCAACUGUCGCUGGGCAGAGGAAGUGACUCAACAACUGGACACACUGCAGCUCUGCAACCUCACAAAACAUGAGGAGAACGACAAAGACAAGUGUGAGAACCAUCAUGAAAAGUUGAGCGUGUUCUGCUGGACUUGUAAGAAGUGCAUCUGUCACCAGUGCGCUCUGUGGGGAGGCAUGCAUGGAGGUCAUACGUUCAAACCCCUGGCCGAGAUCUACGAGCAGCAUGUGACGAAGGUGAACGAGGAGGUGGCUAAGCUGCGGCGCCGGCUGAUGGAGCUCAUUAGUCUGGUUCAAGAAGUGGAGAAGAACGUUGAGGCGGUGCGUGGCGCGAAGGAUGAAAGGGUGAGGGAAAUCCGGAAUGCUGUGGAAAUGAUGAUUGCUCGGCUCGAUAAUCAGCUUAAGAACAAACUCAUCACGCUCAUGGGACAGAAGACCUCUCUGACACAGGAAACAGAACUGCUGGAGUCUCUGCUGCAGGAAGUGGAACAUCAGCUGCGUUCGUGCAGUAAGAGCGAGCUGAUCUCUAAGAGUCCAGAGAUCCUGCUCAUGUUCCAGCAGGUUCACAGGAAGCCAAUGCAGUCUUUUGUCACCACUCCUGUCCCACCAGACUUCACCAGUGAGCUGGUCCCAGCCUAUGACUCCAGCACUUUUGUUUUGGCAAACUUCAGUACUCUGCGGCAGAGAGCCGACCCUGUCUACAGCCCCCCGCUCCAAAUAUCAGGCCUGUGCUGGAGGUUGAAGGUUUAUCCGGAUGGCAAUGGAGUUGUUCGGGGAAACUAUCUCUCUGUUUUUCUGGAGUUGUCUGCGGGGCUUCCUGAGACAUCCAAAUAUGAAUACAGGGUGGAGAUGGUCCAUCAGGCCUCCAGUGACCCCACUAAAAACAUCAUUCGAGAGUUUGCAUCGGACUUUGAGGUGGGCGAGUGCUGGGGGUAUAACAGGUUCUUCAGGUUGGACCUUCUCGCCAGUGAAGGAUACUUGAAUAUGCAGACUGAUACUCUUGUGCUCAGGUAUCAAGUGCGAUCACCUACAUUUUUUCAGAAGUGUAGAGAUCAGUAUUGGUAUAUAACUCAGCUGGAGUCGGCCCAGUCCAGUUACAUUCAGCAGAUCAACAACCUAAAAGAGAGGUUGGCCAUAGAACUGUUCCGUCGGCAGAAGUCGCGGAGUUCCUCUCCACCUGAUCGGCGUCUCUGCCCCACGACUUCCUCCGGGAGAGACUCUCGUCAGGGGAAGAGCUCCGUACUGGAGGAAGGGAGUCAGGCAGCAUCAGUAGGGACCAAGGAAGAUGAGGAUGAAGAGAAGACCCAGCAUGAUGACUCUAAUGAGUUGUCUGACGGGGAUCUGGAGGUGGACUGUCUAACUGGAGAUGAAGAUGUCAAUCCUCUGGAUGGAAGUAGCACCUCUGGGAGCUCAACAGCCACCAGUAACACGGAGGAGAAUGACAUUGACGAAGAGACCAUGUCUGGUGAGAAUGACGUGGAGUACAGCGGGAAUCUAGACCUCGAGGAAGGUGAAUUACCCGAUGAUGUUGCCGGGGCAACAGGAGAUUCUGGUGCCUGUGCCCGGGGUUCAAGGCGUGGGGCAGGUGCAAGUUCAGCCAGCCUCCUGGAGAUCGACCCGGUCAUCCUCAUCCAACUCUUGGACCUGAAGGAUCGCAGCCAUGUGGAGUCACUGUGGGGGAUGCAGCCCCGCCCCCCUACCUCUCUCCUCCAGAGCCAAGCUGCUGCUGUGCCCUCUCGUAAAGAGCGUGAGCGUCGUCCUCAGGCGGUGCGUCGUUCAGCCCCAGACUCAGGGGUCCUGAUCAGACUGAAGGCUCAGAUGGCAGAAGUGCGCAGUAAGAUGUCGGACGUGAAAGGGCAGCUGGAAGCUCGCGGUGGAGCCGGUCGAGUCUCCACUCAGGGAGCCUCAAACCAUGAGCAGGGCCCCUCCAUGGACUCAGAGAUGGGACCCAGCCGCAAACCCAGUGAACUGCUCUUCAAAGCACCCAUCUCAUCACGACACUCUCGCAGUGGAGUGAAGAAGGCUGGUUCUCCUAAGCAGGAGAGUGUGGGGGCGCUGGGUGGACUGUCCCUGCGCCGGGCUGUGGAUGCUGGGGAGAAAGAGCUGAGAGGAGCAGGGCGAGAGUCCCCUACUGAACCUGCUCUGUGUCCCAGAGAGGGACCCUCCUCCUUGGAUGGCUCCCUGAAAGCACGGAGUGUGCAGAGUUCUCCUCCCUCGCUGGGAAGCGGCUCCUCUUCCUCUGAUAAACCCUCUGGCUCCAAACACGAGGAGCUGCUGUACGGAGCUUCAGCUUCAGACCUGUUCAGCAUCACAGCUCUCAAUGGAGCGUCCGCACCCGCCACCAAACAGCGCAGGAGUCCAGUCGUUGGACCUGGCCUGCUGACGGACAGCUCUCUGAACUGUGAUCAAGAGAGUGCCGGUGAGAUCCAUCAGUCACUGCUGUCACUGACUGAGCCAUCGUCCUCUUCCUCCUCACGCCCUGAUGAAGGUCUCCUCAGUCAGAAACAGCCUCACCACGUGCUGCCGAGCAUGAGCAGUGACAGCGAGCUGGACUGUGACACGGAGAACGAGAAUGAGGAAGAGGUUGUGGCUCUGGAGGCUGGAGACUGUGCGUUUGACACCAGAGUACUACCCUGCCCAGGCGAGCAGCUGAUCCCUGAUGAUCUGAGCUUUGUGUCCGGAGAGACCACAGAGAGGUGAUCUGCCACAGCGCUACAGAAAUGUCUUGAAGUCAUCAGGCUCUGAAUGUGCUCUUUAUGUCUGUGCACUUACUUUAUGUUCAGAUAGAACAGGAAUAUAUGUGCUACUGUAUAUGUUAUUUAAGAGAAACACAACUUUCAGGAUGGGAAAGAAAAGUGUGUUUUUCUCUCUCUGCAUUGUGAAAUGCGUAACAUUCCGUUAUAAAGCUGAAGGUGUAUAUAUUUAAAUGUCCAUAACUAGAUAAUCAUAUUACAGUUAUAUACUACAUUACUUUACUUUUGCAAUGCUGCUUAUUGUCAUAAAAUCAUAGGGAGUUGCCAAACACCACUUUUUUUUUUCUUUUUGUUUCUUUGAGUUAAUAACUGGGUUCAAGUGUUUUGGCACAUUGAGUCAGAAUGUCAAUACAGGUGCUGCUCUGUUACCGAUUCAUGUGGCUUUAUUCUUUGUGCAGUGUGUGUGUGUAUAUAGAGAGAGAGAUAUAGAUAUUAGUGAGGUUUUUUUAUACCCCCACUUCAGCUGUCUAGUCCACAAAGCAUAGCUUUCUAUACCCAAAACAUGUUUACAUUGACUAAAUGUCUGCAAAAAGGGAACAUGGAGCUGAUACAAGUUCAAAUAAUUUGACAGGGAUGUGUGUUUUUAUAUAUUUCAAAUAAGCAGUUAUUACACAGCUCAGUUACAAGCACUUAUGAACUUAUUAAUGCUACAUUCCCAUUUUUGCUUUUUUUUUUUCCUUUUUUAACCCAUGUUAACUCCUAUAAGAUGUUCAAAUAAAAGGCAGUUACAAACUUAAA
Messenger RNA from Megalobrama amblycephala (Wuchang bream), 3912 nucleotides. RefSeq names its product tripartite motif containing 37 (gene trim37). Gene Ontology annotation, cellular component: peroxisome; aggresome. The transcript has 25 exons. Bases 233 to 3121 code for a protein of 962 amino acids. Gene Ontology annotation, biological process: protein autoubiquitination; negative regulation of centriole replication. Gene Ontology annotation, molecular function: tumor necrosis factor receptor binding; ubiquitin protein ligase activity; zinc ion binding. The record is from RefSeq and is a predicted model, not a curated record. Lineage: Eukaryota; Metazoa; Chordata; Actinopteri; Cypriniformes; Xenocyprididae.